Messenger RNA from Acanthamoeba castellanii str. Neff, 1392 nucleotides. Its product is annotated as Htype lectin domain containing protein. The transcript is spliced from 12 exons. Gene Ontology annotation, cellular component: phagocytic vesicle; cell surface; protein complex involved in cell adhesion. Gene Ontology annotation, molecular function: oligosaccharide binding; polysaccharide binding; N-acetylgalactosamine binding. Lineage: Eukaryota; Discosea; Longamoebia; Acanthamoebidae. The record is from RefSeq and is a predicted model, not a curated record. Gene Ontology annotation, biological process: cell-cell adhesion. Bases 1 to 1392 code for a protein of 463 amino acids.
AUGAUCAAGGACGAAGCCGAAGAGGGAAGGGCAGCAGAGAACGACGACGACGUACUCCGACCGGUAUGCGGCACCGCAACGGGCUCGCAGGCAGCCCUGGGUGCGGAGUGGGCACUGAGCGAGGGACCCGACGGCAGCCGCGCCCACCUCCGCCACGUCGACUUCCCAACGCCGUUCACGACCCAACCCCAGGUGGCCGUGUUCCUCUCGGCCGUGAACAUCCAGGACAAGACCGACCGCCGCGUGUGCGUCUCGGUCGAGAGCCAGAACAAGCGCGGGUUCGACCUGAGCUUUGCCACGUGGAGCGACACCCGGGUGCUGGCGGCCUCCGCGACCUGGGUGGCCUUCGACAAGCGCUACCUCUCCACGCCCGGGAGCACGAUCGAGGUCGGCCGCUUGCUCAUCUCACAGAAGGCGUUCGGUGCGGCGUACAAGCUGCACAAGGGCAAGGGCGACCGCACGUUCACGACCAGAGUCAACUUCACCAGCACGGGCUUCGCCACGCCGCCCACUGUCACCCUGGGCCUGUCGGCGUUCGAUAUUCUCGACGACUCGGACCACCGGCUGGCUCUGUCGCUGGAGAAUGUCGAUAAGAAGGGCUUCACCUUGAACGUGGGCACGUGGCUCGAGACCAAGGUGUGGUCGCUCGAAGUGACCUGGAUCGCGUUCGACAACUCCUUCCUCUCCGGCACCAAGGGUCUGCAGAUCGCGAGUGGCCGCUGGCCGUUCAAGCGAACCACGCCGGGCUAUGUCCUCCACGAGGGCACCGGGAACCGCUCAGUCAAGCAGCACAUCACCUACCCCCGCAAGUUCGCUGCCAUGCCGGACGUGAUUCCUUUCUUCUCUCUCAUCGACGUACUGCACAAGGCCGACCACUGGUAUCGUUUGCGCUCAAACGAGUUUAGAGAGAAGUCCUCACCCACGUCCGUGAGGACGGUGGUGCAAAACUGGAACGAGUCGGGAUUCGAUCUUGUGUUGGGCGCCUGGGCCAACAGCCAUGUGUGGUCGGCCUCCUGCUCGUAUCUCGCCUUCGGCACUCCUGUCGGUUAUGCGGGAGGUAAGAAGCCGGCCCCUGCGGCCUCGGGCGGCACGGCGAAGCAGAAGUCCGACGAGCCUGUGCCAUCGACUUCGACUUCGCCCUCCACCACCUCGACGUCGUCUUCCUCUACGAGUGCGGCCACAAGCGAGAAAGGAGCCGACGACGAAGCUGAGGAGGACGAGAAGACGUGCAAGGUCUGCAUGGACGCCGAGAUCAACAUCUGCUUCGUGCCCUGCGGGCAUCUGGCGGUGUGCCAGGACUGUGCCAACCUGCUGACGGGCAAGGGCAACAAGCGAGAGUGCCCGAUCUGCAAGACCAAGAUCACCAAGGCCGUCCGCAUCUUCAAGACCUGA